Messenger RNA from Salvelinus fontinalis (brook trout), 5318 nucleotides. RefSeq names its product Na(+)/H(+) exchange regulatory cofactor NHE-RF2-like. Bases 910 to 2118 code for a protein of 402 amino acids. Gene Ontology annotation, molecular function: signaling receptor binding; protein-membrane adaptor activity. Gene Ontology annotation, biological process: protein localization to plasma membrane. NCBI's taxonomy places the organism in Eukaryota, Metazoa, Chordata, Actinopteri, Salmoniformes, Salmonidae. The transcript is spliced from 7 exons. Gene Ontology annotation, cellular component: apical plasma membrane. The record is from RefSeq and is a predicted model, not a curated record.
AAUGACAAUAAAUCAUUGUGUUGUCAACAUGAUACAAUUGAGUCCUUUCCUACACAACAAAACAACCUCCCAACUAUUUUUGGUGAAGUCGCCAUUUUGGAUACUUGAGACACCCAGCGAGCACACUGAUUGGUCGAUUACAUGCGGAGUCCUCGUACCUGGAUCACCAUCCCGUGCUAAACGGCAGCAUUUCCACAGCAUUCGCUUGAUUAGGCUACUCAGUGAGAAAGGCCCCCAUCUUAGACCACUCUUCAAGAGCUGCGCUCUGGUAAUGACAGCCCCAGUCAAAACUCGUUGAUUUCUAGCGAGGGCGGUGCUAUUACGCACCAAACGAGUGCCCUAUCCAAUUAUCUGGAAACGCGGCUUGUGUUGUAAUUGAAUCCUUAUUCCCCAACCGGUUGUUAUGGAUGGAGGUCGAGAGAGGGGUUAGUUAGUGCCUGUUGCUCUUUCCUGGUGCAGCAUGUUGCACGGGGGGUCUCUCGCUUCAUCAGUCCUCAGGAUGGGCAGUUGGAGGGAUUGAGGACGCUGCGCCGCCAACAACAAUAAUUCACUCGUUUUUGGAGAGACGAUACGGCUAGCAGAUAUCUUGGCUCCACCAAGCAAUACGUUCGCCUGGGUCGAUAAUUUAGGCUAUUUUUAGGAGGAGUUUGCCUUUAUUACACGUGAAGUUCAAUGCUGGAAUGUAAUUUUUAAUACGGAGUGUUUUCUUGUGUUUGGAGCGUUUUUGUGUGUGAAGAACCUGCAGAGCAACUUUUGGAACAAAUUACGCAUAUGAAGAGGAUGGUGUUUUACAUGUAGAGUGAAAGUUUCGCUCUGCGCUCUGUUGGGUCAUUAUUGUAUUACUUUUUUUCUGCUUUGCUAACCAUAUUCAAGAACGAAACAGGUUUAAAGUCCUGGACUGCAGGAGAAAUGGCCAGCGAACUGAAACCACGGCUUUGUAUCAUGACAAAGAGUGAGAACGGGUAUGGGUUUCACUUGCACGGUGAGAAGGGGAAGAACGGCCAGUACAUUCGCAAAGUUGAGCCCGCGUCGUCAGCCGAAGCUUCGGGUCUGCGCCCGGGGGACCGUGUCAUUGAGGUGAACAGGGGAAAUGUGGAGAAAGAUACGCACCAUCAAGUGGUGCAGAGGAUCAAGGCGGUGGAGCAUGAGACCAGGCUGCUGGUGGUAGACCGGGAGACAGACGAGUACCUCCGCAGCCUGCGCCUCGUCUGCACCGAGGAGAUGGCUGUCCGUCUGGGGGGACCCACCUCUGUGUCCCCUGACUCACCCCCAGCCUCACCGCCCCCCUCCUCGCCCUCGGCCUCCUCACCCGCGGCCAAGAGAGAGAACGGCUCCGUGUCCAAGCUGCCCGCCACCCUGACCAGAGAGGUACCCAAGCCCACGCGAAGGUCUCCGUCGCGGGCCGCCAAGAAGGUGUUAUUGGGUCUUCCUCUCUUGCUUUCACCCUGUGGGUUCCAGGAGGCUCUGGCCCAUGUUAAUGCCCAUGCCGAUGUGGCGCGGCCACCAGUGGACCCAUCGGAGCUGUUUCCCAGGCUGUGCCACCUGGUGCGGGCCGAGACUGGCUACGGCUUCAACCUGCACAGUGAGAAGUCCCGGCCGGGCCAGUACAUCCGCUCCCUGGACCCUGGGUCUCCAGCUGACCACGCCGGGCUCAGACCACAGGACAGACUCAUAGAGGUGAAUGGGGUGAACGUGGAGGGCAUGCGUCAUGCGGAGGUCGUGGCCUUCAUAAAGAGAGGAGGAGAUGAGACCAGGCUGCUGGUGGUGGACCCUGACACAGACCAUCACUUUAAGAAGAUGGGCGUCACCCCGUUGGCCAGCCACGUCAAAGACUAUGACGGUCCGUCCAUAUCCAACGGCUCCCCCAGUCCUCAGAUCAACGGAAGCUUCACCAGCCGCUCCAUCCAGUCACACCACUCUGACCUGAGCAGUCCAGACAACAGCCUGCAGCUGGGAGAGGACGAGGCGAGCCGUCUGAUGGACCCCUUUGCUGAGAUGGGCCUGCUCCUGAGUCCCACAGCGGCUGAGGCCAAAGAGAAGGCCCACGCUAAGAGAGCCAAGAAGAGAGCCCCUCAGAUGGACUGGGACAAAAAACACCAGCUCUUCAGCAACUUCUGAACUUUUCUGCCACCCAAUGAGAGAAGCAGAAAGACUGUCGAAUUUGACAUUUCUGAAACUUACCUUCAACAUCCCUACCCGUUACCCCACCACCACUACCACCCAAUCCAACAGAAGAGAAUACGCAGAUAGAAUGUUGUUCUUUGAACGUUGGCAAUCCAACACCCACUCCCCCCUGCUUCCAAAAUGGACGGGAUGGAAUGAUGGGCAUCUCAUCCUUUACCCCUCCUUCAAUCCUCCCUUCUUCCACCCUUCUCUAUACCCUCAUCCCACCUCAGAGAGAGCUUGUCUGCUGGACUGAACUUGUCUGCUGGACUGGACUGGAAUAAGAGGCUCAAGAUUAGCAGCUUCUUCUGAAUCCUCCCGUCAUCAUCGCUCUUUCCCUAAACCAUCCGAUGUCCCUCCUCUUCUACCACUAACUCCCACUUCCUCUGAGGACUGCUCUGGAGAGAGGAGGCACUUAUUUUUGUAUUUAGAAAGUAGAAAAGCACCAUAAUAGGUGUUAGCCAGCCCAGCUAUAAGGAGUAUGGGGAAUAUGGACUAUGUGAGAUGUUUGUGAACACUGUGACCCGAUCUUAAACAUUGGGGUUUGUUUUGACCCUGUAAGAGAAGGAACGUACGCCCAAAGAUGGAUAAAACUUUUCCUCCCAUGAUCCUCCUGUGAUUUUAUUGUGUGAUCGAUGCGCCUCAGACUUCAAGGAUUCACUCACCAGGAAAAGCACAAACUGGAGGCUAAAUAGCAUUGCUUCUGUAUCAUCUCUGUUUGUAUCAAAACACCUGUUUUCUCAUAAUGUCAUAACAUUUCCACUUUGCUCCCUAUGUUGGAUAUGAACUGGUAUUCAUAGAUGGUGUUAACAAUGCAUAGACAAUCAAAAGCCUUACUCCAUCCAUCCCUCUCAAUAUGAUAGCAUUUAAGCUACAUUGACUAAAUGCAUGCAUACAUGCACACACACAAGCCCCCUAUGAUUCUCUAGCCUAUAGGCCUGCUUCACUCAUUCUAAGGCAGUUUUAGUUCAACAGAGUGAAUAGAGUGAAUAGAGUGAAUAGAUCAAGCAUUGAGUUUUUUACACUGCCUGUCUAGUACACCAGGGGGUGCUAAUAAGACACACAGCAACAUGAAGCCACUACAGUGCACUGCUCCGAGAUGUAUGAGGAUCGGGACAUGAAAGUACCAUAGAAGGAGAAGAUAGUCUGGGGAUGAUAUGACCACUUUAAAGAUGUAUGAGAUCUAUGUAACACCUUGUAACAUUUACGUAAAGCCUGCAGGUAUCAUGUGUUAUUACUAGUUAUGAGUAUCUAUCAUGCUUUAUUACCUGUUAUGAGCAAACAUAAUGCUUUAUUACUUGCUAUGAGCAUGUAUAAUGCUUUAUUACUUGUUAUGAGCAAAUAUAAUGCUAUAUUACUUGCUAAGAGCAUCUAUAAUGUUUUAUUACUUGCUACAGUAUGAGCAUCCAUAAUGCUUUAUUACUUGCUAUGAGCGUGUAUAAUGCUUUAUUACUUGUUAUGAGCAAAUAUAAUGCUAUAUUACUUGCUAAGAGCAUGUAUAAUGUUUUAUUACUUGCUACAGUAUGAGCAUCCAUAAUGCUGUAUUACUUGUUAUGAGCAUCUCCAUCACUGAGCCGAACACCUUUAUAUGUAAAAGUAUAGAUACAAAUAAUGUAUGAAAUACCAAGAUGGAUAUUGUACGGGAUUGAAAGUGAGCCCAGAGUAUCAAAGAAAGCUUACAUCAUUCAGUGUUGAUGUGAUGUUGUGGUAAUGUUAUGCUCAUGUUGUGGUACAGUGAUGACAGACUGACAUAGUAUCAGCUACUCCAGACUGGGCUGUCUUUCUGUUGCACUUCAGAAGGGAAGGACACAGUUAUUUUUGUACAACAUGCCUGAAUGCUGUGGAUGGUGGACCGGCUGUGGUAUCAGGGGCUUUGGUAUGUGAGUAUAGCCUGGUCGCAAAUCUGUUUGUGCAGUAUUGCCAACUCCUAUGGUCAUUAUCAAGAGGCGUCACACAACAAUAGCCAUAGGAGUUGGUAAGACAGCACAAACCGAUCUCGGACCAGGCUACUCUGAGUUAUGGGGCUAGGGGCUCUGAUCAGUGGGCCUGCCCAGUGGGUGUGUGGGAGAGGCCUAUCCUGGAGGUCAGACUGAGAGAUGCUCUAAUGAAUGAGACCAGGGGAGCCACAGGACUUACAGGAGAUUAGUCCUAGCAUAGGAUAGCAUGGGGACAGCUGUCCUGCGCACAGACACAGACGGACCCCAGACCAAACCACUGUCACGCCUCAUAAGGGGGUGAAGGUCAAGUUUAUCUUACUGUGUGUGUGUCAUCCACUGUUACGGAUAGUAAUCUCAGGUCCCCCCGGGUCGUUCAUAUUGUGGUAGGAUCUACACAAAGAGAACACUCCCCAGACCAAACCACUGCUACAUCUCAUACGGGGGUGAAGGGAGAUAGAAGGGAAAGUUUGUCUCUGUGUCAUCCAUUGUUACUAUUCACCCAGGGUCCGUAUAGUGCCGAUCUAGGAUCAGUUUUGUCUUUUAGAUCAUAAUUAAUAAGAUUAUAUGGACAGGAGGGACCUGAUACUAGUUCAGCACUCCUACUCUGAGAUGCUUUCUGAAUACGGGCCCAGGUCCCCCCUGGAGGUUCAUAUUGUGGUAGGAUCUGAAAUGCGGGUCCCUGGUUGGGCUAGGUCUGAGGUACAGGCCAGGGUCAGCUGUGCUAUGCUGCGCCCACACCACACUUAGGACGGAGAGAAAUGUCUGAUCUGUUUUCAUAUAUUGCACAAUUAAUUUUUGGUUAAUAAGCAUAUUGUCAUUACUAUUACACAUAAUAGUACAGAAAACAGUUUUUAUUUCUCUGGUUUCCAUUUGUGAUCUAGCACCAAUGUGUUUGCAUAAGGGUUUUGACUAUUGGUCCAUAUGAUGAGCUGACCGUUAAACCCUGAGCAGAAUGGUGUAUGACCCAUGUAGAUUCACAUUUUAGUCAUUUGGCAGACGCUCUUAUCCAAAGCGACUUAAAGGAGCAAUUUGGGGUUAAGUGCCUUGCUCAAAAGUUUGUUGACAGAUUUUUCACCUAGUCGGUUUGGAGAUUCAAACCAGCGACCUAUCGGUUACUGGCCCAAUGCUCUUAACCACUAGGCUACCUGCCUCCCUACGGUAUAUAUAUGGCAGGUUGUAUUUUUUCAAUAAAGUGUGACAAUCUCCUUCUGGACUAUA